CGCCUGCAUGACCGGAAUUCCGGUGAGGGUUGAGGAGGAGGAGGCGAGAUGUAACGGAGGCGACAUCAACCGCGUCCUGAACGCGACUGCGGGGCCUGAGAGGUGUAUGUGCCGGAGAAUAGAUCCUUAUAGAGCCUUUUGCUUUCCUCUUGAGAAUCUGGCACAACACUCCUUCAGGACUUGUCCUUGACCUCAUCAGAUGAAGAAGUCUCCCACAGAAGUGGUCGUAACAGGGAGUAAAAUGCCACGAUGUUUCGUACAGCGGUGCUCUUCUUCAGGCAGGAAGAAACUGUUGCCCAACGUUAUCUUGCAUGUUUUUCCGAACCGCCUAGAUAAGAUCAGGACAUGGCUGCUAUGCAUUGAGAAGAGUGGGCAGGAGAUUGGGAGUAUCGAUGACACUGCCGAAAUGAUACUGGAGGCCAAAAAGGGUGACCGCUACCGAAUCUGCUCGGAACAUUUCACGGAAGAUUGUUACGUGCCUGGAGGCCUGCGCAAGACAUUGAAAAGAGACGCUGUUCCCUCAGUGUUCAAAGAUGUGCCUCCACAAGAAGAGUGGGUAAAGCCACCACGGAAGCGACCUCACGUGGAUCCUUUUAUGCGACGUCAGCGCAGACCCAACCAUGUUGUAACCGUUAGCCCUGUGCUCCGUCAUUAUGGUGACUCGGCAAAUCCAGAGUCAAAAGAACAACCGCAAGCCCAAGAAAAAACAGACAGAAGCAUGAUUUCCGAAAAUAUAUUCAACCUCACCCUUGAGAUUAUGUGCCUGCUGACUGGAGAGGACUGUAUGGUUGUGAAGAAGACAUCAGGUGAGGAAGUUGCCCCCAUCAGGAAUCCACAUAUCUCAGGAGGAUGGAGCAGGACCCAGAGCCCUACUACAGUGUAUUCACCUCAGAAUGAGAAGAAGAUACUGGAAUUGACCUUCAGGAUCAUUCAGCAGCUGACUGGGGAGGAUUCAUUAAACCGUGAGGAUGCUACCAUCUCUUUCUCCAUGGAUAAGAUGAAGACUGCUGAAGGAGGGAAGGAGGGCUUGGGGGCAAGUCAUCACAGAGUGCCUUCUCCAGGUCCAUUUGUAAAAAAACUGCUACACUAUAAAUCAAUUUUUGCUAAAGAGGAAACUACUUCACAAGAAGAACGUAAUUUAGUAGACCCAGGAGCUUCUGCCCUCACAGAAGAUACAAAGUGUAGACCUAUUUACAUUAAAGGGGAACCAGACUCCUGUGAAGAAACAAAUGUAACGGAUUCAGAUUUUUAUGUUUCUGGCAAUUCGACAGAGCAAUAUCCAUCUUAUGUUAAACCUGAGUCUACUGUGAUCGAUGGAGGUGGUGAUCAUGAUGAACUCUCAAAUGCGGGCCAUAUACAGUAUACGUCUGUCCGGAUUAAAGAGGAACCUGUCUUAUAUGAAGAAAGAAUCAUCACAGGUCCUGAUUACACGUCCCCGGAUGAGUUCCAAUACACAUGUUUCAAGAUCAAAGAUGAGUCUAUGUCAGAUGCCGAAGGAAAUUCUGCAGACACCAAUGAUUACAGACGCACUAGGCGCACUGCCUGUAAGCAGUAUGCAGCUUAUAGUUCUGAUGAGGAAACCGAUUCAUGUGAAGAAGGAACCGCAUCUGAAACUGACGUUUUUACACCUGUAGAUCAUACACCGCAGUAUCCAUCAACUUGCUCAGAAACUGCUCCCACAAUAUAUGGGGGUAACCACCUGCAGGAUGACUUUCUAAGUUUUGAUGAGGGCAGUAGCUUUGACACUGAUGUAUCUGCCCUUAUUAAACAUGCACAGACAAAAUACAGUUUUGCACCAAUUGAAGAAGGUUCAGGUUCUGAUGAAGGUGAAGAUGAAAUUGCAGCCAACAUUGAAACUCAAAUCACCAAAGAUCUUCCACAACCUAAGGCUUCUUCAGGGACAGAAGAGGCGGGUGGCGAGGAAGGCUCUGCCUCGCAAGUGAAAAAAGAUUACAAAUGCUCUGAGUGUUCUGAAAUAUUUGUCCGCAGGUCAGAGUUUGCAGACCACCGGAGAAAUCACAGAAGAGAAAGAUUGACAUGUCCAGAGUGUGGGAAGCUCUUUUCUAACAAACCUAGCCUUCUAAAUCAUCUGACGGGCCAUACAGGAGAGAAACCGUACUCGUGUCCAAUUUGUGGGAAAUGUUUCACUCGAAAUAGCAAUCUCAUUGUCCAUCAAGCAAUUCAUAUGGAGAGAAGCCCCUUGGGUACCCGAAAUGUGAGCGAUGUUAUAUACAUAAAUCCAGUUUUGUGAGAUGUUGGAAGAUGACCACUCAUACCAAGUGAUGACACUCGAAGAUUCUUCCAUGGAGGAAGCCAUUUUUCAUACAAUGUGCAUGAGAGGAAAGAUCUUGCUGUUCAUUGUCUUUCAGUUGUUCAGUGGAGUCUGACUUUUUGUAACUUUAUCAACCUUAGCAUGCUUGUAAUACCUGUGAGACGGUGCCCCCACCCCACUGACCAUUGAUGGUCUUGACCAAUUGUUUCCUUUUGUGUUGGUCUUUUUUGGUAAUUUAGUUGUUCUACGCCAAAGUCUUGAGUAUUAGCGUUAGUCCUUCCAAACAAGAUGUUUUUUGCCAAAAGUUUUUGUCUAAUAAUGAGACAAUUUGCCGAAAAAAAGGCUCUUUUUCCUUGCCAAAAAGGUGGGAUUUUUUUCUUUGACGUAUAGCCUUGGAUGAUCACAUAUAAUGGAUGCAAAGAAUAGAUCUAUUUUUUAUUUGCACAAACUGCAAUUCGUGAUGGGAGUUUUACCUAAGUUGCGCAUUUCAUUUUUAUUUUUUUUCCUUUUCUUUUUGCAUGACUUCAGGUUAUUUUUUUCAUAUUGAAAAUAACAAUGUCUUUAUUAAAAGGCUGUUUAUUAACCACCUCCUUUUUUCCGAUGUGUGCUGGUGCUUGUAAGUAAUAACUUCUGGUAAUUAAACAUUU
Molecule: messenger RNA, 2919 nt
Organism: Bufo bufo (common toad)
Lineage: Eukaryota; Metazoa; Chordata; Amphibia; Anura; Bufonidae
Product: oocyte zinc finger protein XlCOF7.1-like
Exons: 7
Coding region: 200-2251 (683 amino acids)
Biological process (GO): regulation of transcription by RNA polymerase II
Molecular function (GO): DNA-binding transcription factor activity, RNA polymerase II-specific; RNA polymerase II cis-regulatory region sequence-specific DNA binding
Source: RefSeq, a predicted model, not a curated record